GAAGAUGGCGGCCGAACUGGUGGAAGCGAUGAACAUGGUCAAAAGUUUCCGGGUCUCAGACCUGCAGACGCUGUUGGCCUCAAUGGGUCGCAGCAAAAGUGGGCUGAAACAAGACCUGGUGGGGCGUGCAUUGAGGCUAGUGCAGACUGAGUACAGCCCAGAGCUUCUGAAGAAUGUCAGACAGCUCUAUGAAUCACGCUUCCCCAAAACAUCUGGCUGGCUCGCAGCACGGCGUCCAGAGGGCAUCUCAGUUGCCUACUCAUCCCUCAGCUCCUCCCCCACUGCCACCUCUCAGGGCGCAGACUACCUCAAUGGCAUUUCCAAACCGAUCCCCACACCUGCACCAGAGGUCAAGCUGGUGCCUCUGCCCUUCUACCAAACUUUGGAGACACUGUUGCCACCAACAGAGCUAAUUGCCCACAACAAUGAGAAACUGCAGGACAGUCAAUGCAUAUUUGAGUUAACACCGAACCAAGCAGAUCAGAUCCGAAAUGCAAGUGAGCUUCGUCCAGGAAUGAGAUCAAUCCAAGUGGUUCUUAGAAUCUGUUACACAGACUCCAUUGGUGUUCAGGAGGACCAGUAUCCUCCCAACAUUGCUGUCAAAGUCAACCAGUCCUACUGUCAUGUGCCGGGUUAUUACCCCUCAAAUAAGCCUGGUGUUGAACCCCGUCGUCCUUGUCGUCCUGUUAACAUCACUCCCUGGUUGCAUCUCUCAAACGCCACCAACAGAGUCACCGUCACCUGGGGAAACUUUGGCAAGCGGUACUCUGUGGCAGUGUAUUUAGUGAGGGUUUUCACUGCAGCAGACCUCUUCAGCCAACUCAAACUCUGCUCUGUUGAGAGUGCAGAACGCUGUCGUGAACGCAUCCAAGACAAACUACGAUUUGAUCCAGAGAGUGAAAUAGCGACCACAGGCCUACGGGUUUCUCUCAUCUGUCCAUUGGUGAAGAUGCGGCUCGGUGUGCCAUGUCGAGUUUUAACUUGCGCCCAUCUUCAGUGUUUCGACGCAGUCUUUUUCCUGCAGAUGAAUGAGAAGAAGCCCACAUGGACUUGCCCUGUCUGUGAUAAGCCCGCUCCCUUUGAGCUGCUCACCAUUGAUGGGCUCCUAUCUGAGAUCCUGAAAGCGACGAGUGAAGACAUCGAGGAGAUUGAGUACUUAACCGACGGCUCCUGGCGACCCAUCAGAGAUGAUAAGGAGAGGGACAGGGAAAGGGAACGCAGCAACACACCAGAGUAUCCUGUUGUUGAUAUAUGCAUUCCUGAAGCAAACGGUUAUUCACCAGCUCAUAGCAGCACCAGCCUGACGGGCAAAUCCGGAAGUGGUUCCGCAGGGAUGGCAGGAGUCACGGGAGGACCUGCUGUGGCACCGGGAGGAGGUGCAGUGGUAGAUCUGACUCUUGACUCCUCCUCUGAGGAGGAAGGGGGUGGGGCAGGAGGAGACAGUGAGGACACUGAGGACAGCACUGACAGUCCUGCACCGAAGAGGGGCCGAUACAACUAUGACAAGGACCUGGUCACUGCCUACUGACCCCACAGCUCUGUCCCCUCAUAGACUGACACACACACACAGAGACAGGCAGGGGGCUAAAAACUCGAGGACAGGAACACGGUAACCCACUAGAUGCAACAACCCUCCCUUAUGCCCGAACGUCAGAGCCUUUCAGCAGCUCUGGUUUAUAUCCAGACAAAACAAACACACACUCAAACAUGCACUGUAAUGAAUCUUCAAUCUAGGGUGAUUAGGAUUCCUCUUUGUACUGUACACCACUGGAAGCAACUCUAACUCUUUCUGGCCAACUGUCACCUUGCAGUGAAUAUCUGUACCGUCCCGCCUCUACUAAAGAGACUGAAUGGAUCGAGCACCCCACCACCACCACCACCACCACAACCACCAACCACCAUCCUUCCUCCUCUCUGUCCAGAUUAUUCCCUCUCUACCACCGCAUCUCUCUUUGUAUUUGACUUGGAAUUACAGGCUCUUUUAGCCGUGGGCGUUCAAUGUUUGCGUCUCAGAUUUUUGUCACAUUUGUGAUGAACGGGCGAGUUGAAAAUGAAGGCUCCUCAGUAGUUUUUGGUAAAAGGUCAAAAAUAACUAAUGGGAAAAAAAGAGUGUGGAUUAUUUGGAGAGGGCAAGGCAGAGAUAUCUGGAGUAUGAUGCAAAUUUGAACCUCUCCCAUUGUGUUAUAAUUUCUUUGUUCAGAGAAUGAAUUCAAAGCUUGAAAGAGUUUUUUCAGGAAUUUAUCCUUUUAUCUUUUUAAUUAUAAAAGGGCAGAACACAGUACUGGCCUCAGUGUGUGAUGCUUUCCAUUUUUAUUUUGUCCUUAGAUAAAGAGAACCUACCUCAGUCAUAAAAACUUAGCAGACUGACCAGAGACUAGCUUAGCAAGAUGCGGAGGACAGAAGAAUUGAAGAGUCUUUCUGACGCCAAUUUUACACUGGAGAUUUUGUUUUCCUACUUUUUUUUUUUUUUUGUUUUGCUUUAUCUUUUUUAUUUUCAUUGUUCCAUGCAGCUCUGUUCCCUCUGCAGCAACUCAUUCUUUGUUGAAGUGCGAGUUUGUGGGUAACCAAGCUAACUGGAGGUGUCAGCGAUGCAAAAAGUUGUGGGUGGAACUGUGCCACUGUAAAACAUUACUGCAGUUAUCUCGCUGUAACAGGAUUUUUUUUUUGUAGGGUUGUCGUAGCGGCAUUGCAUAUGGAAAUAACUCAACGAAAUGACUGUAUGGCAGCUGUGCCAAAGCAGGUGUAUUUUAUCACUGACAGGAUAAGGUUAUAAGAUUUUGGUGCCUUUUUCUUUUCUUUUGUUGGUUGAGUGGUGACGAUUGGAGCAUGUUGUUUAAAGGCUAGCUGAGCUGGCCCUCAGAUGAGACCCCAGUCUGAGAGAAGGUGUUUUAUAUCAUUUAGGACUCUUUUUUUUCCCCAGUAGGAGAAAUGGACAGAGAAGCAGAAACAAGUCUCUGGUAAAGGACAGUUACAGAGUAGAAGUCCUGUCACCCCCCCCCCCCACAUUUUGAUGUCUUUUUCUGGCAGUAUAUUUAUUUAAUUGCUUCACAUUCUCUUAACAGUUGUUUAUAAUAAGUCUACAUAAUAUUUGGCAUAGUUUUGUACAGAUGGGAGCUAUGAGUUGCAGAAAGCAGGACACCUCUGCUGUGGUUUGAGCGUUGAGUUAUAAUUGGUCCGGGCUUGUGGCUGUGCUGUUGAUGAACACUCCUUUUCUUUUCCUCUGAAUGAAUCCAACCUGGGUCAAAGUACCAUUCAGAGUACUUUGCUGCGGUGGGUUCAACAUGUCUGACACAACGAAACUUAAUGAAGUGUCAAUAAGUGCAACCUCACCAAGCCUUAGAGUCAUUGAUUGGAUUACAAAUGGUCCUGUCUGGAACAAGUGGAGCUGCUCCAACCAACAAUCCCCCUUGGCCUCCUUUCAAUGUAGAUAAGGUCACAUCUAUUUGCUGGAAUAGAAUUGGACUUUAAUUGCUACAUGCUGUAGGCUUACAACUAAUAUUCCUCUGCACCUGCACGAGUAUUGUCAGUAUGUGAUGGCUGCUCCUCAGAUAAGGAUCCUCAGGCUGCAUUUGCAGGCUUUAGGUUUGUCUGCUAGAAGGCUGUCAGUGUUUGCUUGAAGUUAAGAAAAGGUUUUUGCUGUGUGGCUAGAGCUGUUUGCACUUUCACCUGAUACUUCAUCCCAAGUUUGUGGCUCAUUUAUUUUUAAAGCCAUCACAUAGUGAGUGUUAAUCAUGGAUCCCUGACAGUUGUGAUCUGUUCUCCUCCAUCUCAUGUACGGGAAUCAGAAAAUGUGAAACUAGGAAUGCGGCGGUCCUACUCCACUGUGAAACGCUUGGAGGGGGAGAAAAAAGUAGUGACUCAGAUUAGUUCUGCAUUGUAUGUUUCCCUCUCUCACCAUCCCUUUGUUGUGGUUUGAUCAGCACAGAAUCCGGUUCGCUCAAAUGCACAGAGAAAUGACAUUUACACAUUGAUCCGGGGCCUCGCUGUUGCAAGUGUAUCGUGAUAAGGUUGAUGAUUGAAAAAGUAGGUCGAGUCAAAUCUGGUCUUCCAUUUUUCUCCUUUUGACACUUUGACGUAACAAAAUCAAUAUACUGAUGAAAAAUCUUUGAUAAUCCACACAAAAUUGAUUGAUGGCACUUUGCCUGUACUACAUCAGUCUGUCCCUGAAACGGAUCUUCUAUGUAAGGUGUUCUGAAGCGAAAUAAUGUAAAGAACUCUAAUACCUGUCUUGAACUUGGCAAUUUAUAUUUGUAUGUAACUGCUAUACAUAUAAAAAUGACUUUGUUCAUUUGUUGAUAGGUACAGAAGGUCAUGAUUUGAACGGAUCUCCUAAACUUUUUUUUGCUGUAUGGUUAAAGAUGAGAGGUGGUGCAGGUUGCGUCUGUGGAACUGAGCCAGAUGAGUUUGCAGGUUGUUUGGGAGCUGGAGAGAGCUGAGGGUCUGGUCUUUUUGUAGUGGCAUCUCGUCUUCUUAUAAUCAUGCAUAAGGUAGCAUGGGCAGAGGCUUACAAUCCAUGAUGUAAAUGUUUUGUUUGUUGUGUUUUUUUAUAUGUUCAUAUUAAAAGACAAUAAAAUUUAAAUAAUAUUUUAUUAAGCCUUGAAUUGCCUCCAGUUGUUCCUAUAGGCAA
Molecule: messenger RNA, 4627 nt
Organism: Chelmon rostratus (copperband butterflyfish)
Lineage: Eukaryota; Metazoa; Chordata; Actinopteri; Chaetodontiformes; Chaetodontidae
Gene: pias4a
Product: protein inhibitor of activated STAT, 4a
Exons: 11
Coding region: 5-1528 (507 amino acids)
Biological process (GO): protein sumoylation; regulation of transcription by RNA polymerase II
Molecular function (GO): SUMO ligase activity; zinc ion binding; transcription coregulator activity
Source: RefSeq, a predicted model, not a curated record